UUGACGAGGCGCUCGAUUCAAUUCGCUUGGUCGAAAGCAUAUUCAUCUAAGCGGGAUUUUUAUCGCGAACUUCUAUUUCUAUGCCGUCAAAAGGAAUUUUACAAGUGGAAUCUGGGGAAAAAAGUCUUAGAUUUGAAAGGAGCCAUUAAGUUAGGAGAAGGAUGUUUCGGCGAAGUCUUUCUGGUUCAUGUUAACGGAAAAGAAGCAGCGCUCAAAAUAAUUCCUAUUGCUGGAGAACAAGUCGUUAAUGGGGAAAAACAAAAAUCGUUUCGAGAUAUUUUGCCAGAAGUUGUCUUAUCUCAAGAACUUUCUGAUUUGCAUAUUAUUGAAGAUGGAAAUUCAACGGUAUUCUACUGGACCAUAAUAGUUUUUUUUAUGGUUUUAAAACGUCGUUAUCCAAGGGAACUUCUUAACGCAUGGAAGAAAUAUCGCGCUGAGUUUGGUUCAGAAAAUGAUUGCCCGGAUAUAUUUGGUUCAGAACAAUAUUUCUUACUGAUAGCUUAUGAAAAUGGCGGUGUAGAUUUGGAAAAAUUUCAGGUUUAUUCACAGGCAUAUAGUAUCGUGUACCAAACUAUUGUGUCUCUCAUUGUUGCUGAAAAUCGACUUUGUUUCGAACAUCGUGAUCUUCACUGUGGGAAUCUACUUGUUCGAUCAGUUUCGCAAAAAGCGAUUCGAAUGUAUCAUAUUUUAUGGAUUUUAAUAACAUUGUUGCCAGGAUCAACGACGAUUUAUUUGAAUUUGAAAAAUGAUCUGGAGCUAUUUGAAGGACAAGGAGAUCUACAGUUCGAUAUUUAUAGAUUGAUGCGAAGAGCAAAUAAAAAAUUUUUUCUAUCAAUUUUGUGA
Molecule: messenger RNA, 843 nt
Organism: Dracunculus medinensis (Guinea worm)
Lineage: Eukaryota; Metazoa; Nematoda; Chromadorea; Rhabditida; Dracunculidae
Source: the annotation of a GenBank genome assembly